UGGGCUCGGUCAGCGUGGCAUCGUCGCAAAGCUCAAAUUACAGCUCGCCAUCUCCAUCAUUAUCCAGUCUCCCAUACGUCCCGCCAUCUCCAGCGUCGUUUUCGUCCACUCCUUCGGCGUCGUCCAAGGUCUCGUUCGAUCUUGAGGAUGAAGGGAAUGUCACUAUCACCGCCAACCGCUCGUUGUCCAAGAAGUUGGGGAAGCAGAAGAGUCUAGAGGACAUACGACUAUUGGCGAUUUCCACCCACAUGACAGAGCUCUCGUUCGCGAUAUCCGACAUUCAGACGCGCAUAUUCGGAAUUCAGGAACUCAGACACAAAUCUCAAUCGUCGGGCGAUAAUGGGGCGAAUACUACGACUGUCAUAGACCAGUCACUCAUGACUCUCGACGAACGCCUGGAAUCCGUCGAGAAAGGCAUCAAGACUAUAAAUGAAACAUUGGAACCCCUCUUGCAAGCUACUGCAACACCAACUGUCUCGGAAAACGGAACAGGAACGGCGAAUGAGAAUGCAGCGUUGCUCCGGAAGCAUGCCACGCUGCUGUCAGAGUGGGAAGCGGUUCAGGACGAGAGCGAAGUGUUGAGGGAGGAGCUGAAGGAGGACAAAUGGCUGACGGUAUUCAGGACGGUGACGGACCAGGCAGACGGGAUGAUGUCGAGCCUGGAGAAGGCCGUCAACCGGUGCCAGGAGUUUAUAUGGCAAGUCCACAAACGAGGUGCUGAUGACUUUCAAUCCAAUGCCGCUCGUGAUAAGCAGCCUGUCUCGUUCGAGGUGUUUACUUCGCUUCUCGACUCGUAUGAAGCAAAGAAAAAGCAUUAUAUGCCCGCCACUUCCAAAGUUCUUUCUAUCAUUGAUAAAGGGGUCCGAGACCGCGUCACGAAGAAUGGGGAAACCCUACGAAGACACGCAGAAUCGGCGCAGCGGUGGAAGAACCUUCGAGAGCGGAUAACACGUACGGACACCGAGCUGCACAACGUGCGAAAGGUGCUGCUAAGUGGCGAUGGUUCGUCUGAUCACGAAUCAACGACGUCAGGAACAGCCUCGACGAAGAAUGGACAUCUCGCCACCCCCCCAAGCGGUUCAAGAGCCUCGAGAUUAUCAAGCUCAGCUAGCAGCAGCAUUUCGGGGUCGAUUUCACCGUUCAGGAAGUUCGCCCGAAAGAUAACGGGCUCGACCAAGGGUAAUCCAUCGUCGACACCUGUGCCACCUCUCUCCGUCAGCAAGAAGAACCAGCCUCUUCAGGAUGCACCAACGGUGUCGAGCCGUCGCUCGAGGGCGUCGCUCUUCAGCUCUAUGCGCGGACACGUGCCAACGACGCCUUUAACGCCUGCAACGCCUGAACGCGAACGAAUCGGGCACAAGUACAGUCAGAGCUAUACUCCUGAUUCUUCGCCUCGAGGACCGCAAGUCGAGAAGGCUGACAUCCACGCGACAGUUCGCUCGAACGCGCCCUCGAAGCAGCCAUGGAAUAGCUCCACGAGAAUCGCUCUAGAUGAUAAGGCAAAGCCAUCGUCCUCUAUACGGAGACCACCUUCAGCAAGUGGGAACUACGCUUCGUAUUACAACGACAUCCCACCUGUGCCACCCAUCGGGACUCCAUACCGGAGAAGCACAUCAAGAGCAUCGAUGGCAUCCUCGCGACCUUGGUCACCCGUCACUUCCUCCAUUUCGACGACGUAUUCCUCAUCUUAUUUCAAUAAUACGCCUCUACCACUACCUACCCUGCGAACACCGUCACGCGCACAGACGCCAUCGCGUGCGACUACUCCUGCGCUAGCGGCAACACCGCGCUCGCGACCCAAGACACCUAGUCAUAUCCCCGGGCCGGCGAAGAACCUGCGGUCAAUAUCCGGGGCGCACUCUGUUGGCGGAUGGGACGACGAAGACGCCUUCUCGCGCUCAGGUUCGCCGGCAUUCUCAACGUCGGCGCUGAGCCAAACUUCGCCGUCCUCUGUCCACCUGCACCCGCGACCGCCUAGCAGAUCGAUGAUCCCAGUCCCAAGCCUGCAUUUGUAUACACCGUCGCGACCGGGCACGUCAAUGUCGAACUUUAGCAGGUCGGAGAGCCCGAUGAUGCGUGGAGUGGGCACGUUCAGAGGGAACGCGUUACGCGCACAGACGCCUGAGUAUGCCCUUCGCGCACGGGCGCAGCUUGUGCCUGUGUUCCAGGGCCCUGGGUCGACAGCGACGACGCCGUCGAAGGGGCAGGGCCGUCCGUCGAUCUCGACGACAGCGAAGCUCCCACCAUCGAGCUUCCGUGAGGGACCUCCGAGCGCUCGCACGCCGUCGCGCCCUGGGUCACGUACAGGCGCAUGCACGCCCUCAAUGGACGCCAACGGAAGCCUGCCACUGCAUGAGUACAUCCCGGCCAGCAACUACGAUCCCCUCGAUGUUGAGGUGGCGUCGGUAUGCAAUUCCCUUGCGCACGGGCUGCUGGUUGAGCGCGUCGACCCCCCACUAAAGAGGAACCAGAUUCCGAAGGAGGGCGAGGAGGUACGCGCGCAGUACGCGUUCUCGAAUUCCCUGAGCAGGAAGGUGGUGACGUGCCGCUUGACAACGAUGGUGAGAAGUGCAAGGGCGGGCGGAGAAGGCGUGACGAAGAAGGUAAUGUGUCGAGUUGGUGGAGGGUGGCAGGACCUCAGUCAUUAUAUACUCAACCGUCAGGCAGGGCUAUAAG
This is a messenger RNA of Cyclocybe aegerita, 2676 nucleotides long. The record is from the annotation of a GenBank genome assembly. Lineage: Eukaryota; Fungi; Basidiomycota; Agaricomycetes; Agaricales; Hemipholiotaceae.